This is a messenger RNA of Culex pipiens pallens (northern house mosquito), 674 nucleotides long. RefSeq names its product ubiquitin-like-conjugating enzyme ATG10 (gene Atg10). Lineage: Eukaryota; Metazoa; Arthropoda; Insecta; Diptera; Culicidae. The record is from RefSeq and is a predicted model, not a curated record. Gene Ontology annotation, biological process: protein modification by small protein conjugation; protein lipidation; macroautophagy. The coding region runs from base 34 to 657 and encodes 207 amino acids. The transcript has 2 exons. Gene Ontology annotation, cellular component: intracellular anatomical structure. Gene Ontology annotation, molecular function: Atg12 transferase activity.
ACUCCCGCAACCGAGAAAAGUAAACAAACAACGAUGACCGACGGCACGCUAACGCAGGCGACCUUCGCCACCGCGGCGAAACAGUUCCUGGAGCUGUCCAACAAAUACCAGGACAGCUGGGAGCUGGUUCAAUCCCCCACCUGGCCCUCAUACCUACGAAAGUCGGUGCAACAGCAGCUGACGCGACUAACCGGAACGACCGACGUCGACGAUGAUUUCGCAGAAUUCGAAGAAGUUGAACUAGACGAAGAUCCGUCUGCGGCGCAGGUUGACACCGUUACGACGGACCUGUACCGGUUCGAGUACCACGUGGUGUACAGCAUCAGCUACCAGGUGCCGGUGCUGUACUUUAACGUGUUCAAGUCGAACGGAACCCUCGUACGACUAGAGGAAGCGUGGUCCGGCUUUACGGAACUGGCCGGCGAAAGCCGCGAACAGUUGCGGCAGAUGCUCACGCAGAUGGAGCAUCCGGCGCUGUUCAAGCCCUUCCUGGCGCUGCACCCGUGCCAGACGGCCAACGUGCUGCGGACGCUGCCCGACAGUCAGAACGCCAUCGUUUCCUUUCUGUCGAUUUACGGGCCGUACGUGAACCUGGAGCUGGAUCCGCGGUACGGGCUGACUGGGGACCAAAAGAAUGAAUCUGGAGAGAAUGAAUAAAGUUUCCCUAGCACCGA